UGAUGGGCUGAGGCUAUGACGCGAGUCCCGCCCCCUUUGGCUGGGGUCUCGCUGCCUCUGCCUGCGAGCUCUCAUUCAGCCCGGGGCUGCAGCGACGAAGACAGCGGAGCCUGCGGGAUGGCGGCGGGCGAGGGCGGGGCCGAGUCCCUGCCCCCGCCCUCCCCGGCCCCCCACGGGCCCCUCCCCGGUCCAGAGCGCGCCCUGGAAGAAGCAGCGGCGUCGGGCAGCCUGAGCCUGGCGGGACGGCGCCUCAGGCACUUCCCCGGAGGAGCCGCCCGGCGCUGGGACCUGAGCGACACCACGCAGGCGGACCUGUCCCGCAACCGCUUUGCGGAGGUGCCGGAAGACGCCUGCCAGCUGGUGUCCUUGGAGGGCCUGAGCCUCUACCACAACUGCCUGCGCAGCAUCCCCCCCGCCAUCGCCAACCUCCAGGCCCUCACCUACCUGAACGUCAGCCGGAACCAGCUGGCCUCCCUGCCCCCCUGCCUCUGCCGCCUGCCCCUCAAGGUCCUCAUCGCCAGCAACAACAAGUUGGCCUUCCUGCCCGAAGACCUCGGCGCCCUCAGCCACCUCCGCCAGCUGGACGUCAGCAGCAACGAGCUGCAGGCCCUCCCGGCGAGUGUGGCUGGCCUGGAGUCUCUUCGGGACCUCAACGUCCGGCGGAACCAGCUCAGCCGCUUGCCCGAAGAGCUGGCCGACCUGCCUCUGGUGCGGCUGGACAUCUCCUGCAACCGUGUCGCCCGCAUCCCUGUCUGCUACCGGCACCUGAGGCACCUGCAGAGCAUCCUGCUGGAGAACAACCCCCUGCAGUUCCCCCCUGCGCAGGUUUGCUUGAAGGGCAAGAUCCACAUUUUCAAAUACCUCAACAUUGAGGCCUGCAGCAGAGCCCGGUCAGAUCUGGCGGAGUUCACCCGCGGGAACCGCCCCACCGGCUUUGGAACGUGCCUCCCAGAUGACUUCUACCCCCUGCGGCAAUAUGGCGGUCUGGACUCCGGCUUCAACAGUGUCGACAGUGGCAGCAAACGCUGGUCGGGGAACGAGUCCACAGAUGAGUUCUCGGACCUCUCCUUCCGCAUCGCCGAGCUGGCCCGGGACCCCAAGCAGCUGAAGGAGAGGUGCAACGGAGCCGUCGACGCCGGCGAGCUGGAGCAGAUCGACUAUAUUGACAGCAGCCUCAACGGAGAGGAGGAGGAGGCGGAGGUGGCGACAGGCCGGCCGGAGGGCGGCUCGCGGGGGGUGGCAUCCGUGGAGGAGCAGCCCAGGGCUGGGAAGAGCCCCCUCCCGAAGGCAGGUGCUGCCGAACACGGUCUGGCCGCCGGCAGGGCCAGCAGUGGGGCUGGCCUGUCCGGGGAGGAGCGCCCCCGCCGCCCCCCGGAGGUCUUCCAGCUGUGGCAGGAGAGGGAGCGCCAGCAGCAGCAGCAGCAGCAGCAGCAGCAGCGGCCCCUGUGGAGCCAGGCGGCGGCGGAGAGGCGCGACAGUGGCCUGGCAGAGAGCAGCAGUGGCAGCGGCAGCAGCUUCUCGCAGCUGAAGUACCGGAGCCAGGGAUCUGAGCCACUGGCAGGUUCCCCCAGACAAGCCGCCCGCCACACAGAUCCUGCUCAGCUCCAGAGCUCCCUGGCUGCCAGCCCUUCGCCCCGCGAGCCGAGCUCGGCGCAGAAACCCAGCAGCUUCCUCUUCCGCUCCUCCUCCUCCUCCUCACGGAGCAGCAUCCAGCGGAGCGCCAACCCCUCCUCAGCGGAGCUCAGCAGCCCCUGGAGGCUGCCCACUGGAUGGCACGCGCUGGAGGAGAGAGAGCUGUCUGUUCAGCUGCGCAAGGCCAUUGAGUUGCAGCUGAACAUCACGCUUGCUGAGGACCUGGCCGAGGCGCUGGCAAAUGGGGUGGUCCUCUGCCAACUGGUGAACCAUCUGCGCCCACGAUCCGUGCCCUUCAUUCACGUGCCCUCACCGGCGGUGCCAAAGCUGAACGCCAUGAAGAGCCGGAAGAAUGUGGAGAGCUUCUUGACUGCCUGCCGCCAGCUGGGGGUCCCAGAGGUGUCUCUCUGCUCUGCCUCCGACAUCCUCCUCCGAGGCAACGUCUGUGGCUUGCUGCGCCUCCUCGAAGCCCUGCUGCCUCCUGUAGUGGUGGGGCCGCCAGCAGGGAGAGGGGGUCCUCUGGCUCCCAGCGCCCUCUCUGAGCACCUGGCAGGCUUUGGCCUCUUCUAUGUCUCCGUCAUGCUGCUGCUGUACCUCGCUUAUCGCAAGCUCUGUGGCUACUGAGGGAGGAGGGGGGAAGUGGGGCAGCUCCCCCCCCCCGAGGGCUGGGGCCUGGCCUGCCCCGUGGAGGUGGUGGACACGUGCCCAACUCUGCUGGAGCGGGGCCCUCCUUGGGCUGCUCAGCCGGGCUUUUGCACAAAUCCCUCCCCAGGGACGAAGUUUCUCCUGGAAGUGGGGGAAAGGGUGGGGUCAGCGAGGAGCAGAGGGGAAGCAGGCCAGGCUGGUGCGCCCCCCACCCCUGCCCUCUGUGCUCUUGUCACUCUCUCUGCCUCUGCUGCCACCCGCACGCACACCAGGCGCCCCUCUUGAAGACCUCCCUCCCCAGCAGGCUCUCCUCCUCCUCCUCCAGAAUCCCGACUUGCUUGCACCUGUGCCUUGUCGCUAGCAAAGGUGUCUGAUCUCCAGAAAUGCUUUGACCGGAAGGGAGGGAGCCCCUGAGGGCUCCUCCCUCCCUUGGUUGUGUGCACUGAAGCGGUGUUGCACGCCUCCUGGCCCGCCUGCGGUAUGCGCCCACCAGACCAGCUGGCUGGCGUCAGGCACACUACAGCCUGCCCCCAUUUUGACUUCACGUGGCUUGCUGCAAGCCCCACCUGCUGCCAUGUGCUUCUGUCCCAAAUCUGCCCCUCUUCUUGCCAAGAAGCUGCCUCCCCUCCCAUGCCACGGAAAGCACUUUGCUUUUCCCCAAGUCAUGGCCCACUUUCUCCAGCCGCUUGGGGACCCUGCUGUGCAUCAGGCAGGGGGUGGGGUGGCUCGUGCAGUUGGACACUUUAUGGAGUUCCUGGUCUGUCCACCCCUGGAGGGUUCCAAGUGUUUGGCGCCAAGAUGGCUGCCGGUCUAAGCGCAGCCCUUCCAGCCUUCCUAAAUAUCGGUGGUGGUGGUUUUCCCUCCAACUGUGUCUCUUUAAGCCAAGUUGGAAACCAUUCCCAGGGUUGACUCUUCUGAACUCUUUCCUCUUCCUCUAGGCAGCCCCUCCCUCGGUGCCUGGCUGAAUUAACUUGCACUCCCAUCUUAAUGUCAAUGUGCAGUUCAGACAACUGAGAUAAAUACUCUCCCCCCCCCGCCCUGCCCCCUCUCCUGCCACUGAAGUCCCUUGUGUGGGUUUAAUUCCACCUGAAAAUCUUCCUAGCUAUGCUUUUGGGGUCCAAGUUCUCUGGUAUCUGCCCUAUACUCCCAGGACACAGACGCCUUCAGCAGCAGCAGCAGCAGCUGAGUGGAAAUGCCUUAAUGGACCUGCUGGGAAAGGGACCCCCCACCCCCACCCCGGCCAGACAGGGAUCAGGAACUUGCCUACUUCAGGUCCCUCAGCCCAAGUUCCAGCUCCUUGUGGUCUGUCCCCAUUUGCUGCCUUAAACACGUUAAAUUAUAUAUUUUAUAUAUAUAUAUAUUAUAUACAUAUAUAUAUAUAUUUGAAGAGAAGAAAACUAUGGGAUAUUGUAAAGAUUUGUCUUUUUAAGCAUGUACAAAACUGUAAAUAUUUUUGUGCUCUAUUUAUCAUUCUUCUUCCUCAGGAUGAUUCUUUUUAAAGGGCUCUCCUCUUUCCUUUAGAACAUUUGCUGUAAAUUUACCUUUUGGUGUGUGUGCCUCUUUGGCUUUUGUUAUGUUCUUCUAAAGUGUGUGCUGUACAUUGUGAAAAUGCUAAGAAAUGGUCCCCCCCCC
Messenger RNA from Hemicordylus capensis (graceful crag lizard), 3909 nucleotides. It is a transcript of the gene LRCH4, whose product is annotated as leucine rich repeats and calponin homology domain containing 4. The transcript has 18 exons. Lineage: Eukaryota; Metazoa; Chordata; Lepidosauria; Squamata; Cordylidae. The record is from RefSeq and is a predicted model, not a curated record. Bases 16 to 2256 code for a protein of 746 amino acids. Gene Ontology annotation, molecular function: protein binding.